Molecule: messenger RNA, 417 nt
Organism: Oppiella nova
Lineage: Eukaryota; Metazoa; Arthropoda; Arachnida; Sarcoptiformes; Oppiidae
Source: the annotation of a GenBank genome assembly
AGAGAGUGUGUUGUUUUCAAAUCAUUUACUCUUACGGUUAGACUUAGACUAUCGUUGACUGCAUUUAGCCGUCAAUUGGAUGCAACUCUCACUCAUUGAUGUGUUGAUUGUGUUGAUUGUGUGGACCAUAAGAGUGCAACUGAUAGUGAUUUGUCAAUAUGAUUGAAAUCACGUGCAAUGACCGCUUAGGCAAGAAAGUGCGAAUUAAAUGCAACAAUGAUGACACGAUCGGUGACCUCAAGAAGUUAAUCGCCGCACAGACGGGCACUCAUUGGGAGAAAAUCGUGCUCAAGAAGUGGUACACCAUAUAUAAGGAUCACAUCACUCUCGAAGACUAUGAGAUUCACGACGGAAUGAAUCUCGAGUUAUAUUACCAGUAAUUCAUUAAUAAACUCUUCAUUUAUUCACAUUUCUUAA